CUUCGGCUCUAGAGUGCGUCAUCAUAAGCCAGCCGAACAUGGGAGCCUGCUCUCAAGAGAGAUUACGAAUUGUUGAUUUCUUCUAGGAGCAUAUUUCAGUAUAUAUUUCCAUGGAUAAGCGGCGCGAGGCUUUAACCUUUCGUGUCCUGCAGCGCUCUCGAGAUUUUCCCGCUCUCUUACCCGUUUGUAUGGUGCUGGAUCGAUCCUACAUCUACGAUCGCGUGCAUCGCGUACUUUAUUUGUCGGCUUUGACCUGCUCUAUUGGCCGAGACUCUCUCUGGACACAAACUGCUUUGCCGCGAUCCUUCCUCUUACCCCGUCUGCAGGUGCCCCUUCGGCGGCAAGGAAUGACUCUUGCGUGCCCGCGGACGCCUAUAUGCGCACCACCGUUUAUCACGAGCGUCUUCCGGUUCAUAUGAGCGAGUGUGCGAUCGAUGAUGACUGUCGACUCCAGGCGCCUGACCGGGGCCUGCUCCUGUGCACAGGGCCACUUCAGCUUCCAGAUUCAGGACUUAUGUACCCUAAGACAGACAGAAUCAUCUCCCAGCAGAACAGAAGCGCCUAGGAAGUCAUCCUGGCCAUAGACAGCAAGGACUUUGACUACGAGAACCAAGGGACGAACUACGCGGGCUACUAGACUCUAGAUAUAUCUCCUUGCUGUUAGAUUUAAGGAUGUACGCAUUCAUUUAGAUAGUAGAUACAAAAAUGUUUCCCACUUGUUAAUUUUGUUAUACUAAGCUAAGUUUUAAUGAAUAAAACUAUCCUAUCUUAUCA
Messenger RNA from Drosophila pseudoobscura, 774 nucleotides. RefSeq lists its product as uncharacterized. The coding region runs from base 111 to 419 and encodes 102 amino acids. The record is from RefSeq and is a predicted model, not a curated record. The transcript has 4 exons. NCBI's taxonomy places the organism in Eukaryota, Metazoa, Arthropoda, Insecta, Diptera, Drosophilidae.